Aureococcus anophagefferens is the source of this 1011-nucleotide messenger RNA. RefSeq lists its product as hypothetical. The transcript has a single exon. The record is from RefSeq and is a predicted model, not a curated record. The coding region runs from base 1 to 1011 and encodes 336 amino acids. NCBI's taxonomy places the organism in Eukaryota, Pelagophyceae, Pelagomonadales, Pelagomonadaceae.
AUGGCCGAGGAGCUGCUGCUCGAGCCCGGCUUCCUGUCCCAGACGCUCCGGUCGGCCCACGAGACGGCGGCGGAGGCCGAGGCCUGCGCCGACGAGGCGCGGGCGGCGGCGCUCCACGAGCGGGCCGCCCAGGGCUACGUCGCCGCCGCGCGGCGCGUCACCGACGGCGCGACGCGGCGCGCCGUGGCCUUAGUGGCGAAUUCGCACGCGCGGCGCGCGUGGGCCCUGCGGCGGUCGCGGGGCCAGCCGUCCCAGGAGCCCGACGGCGCGCGGCCGCCGCCCGAGGAGGACCGGCGGCCGCGCGCGGAGCCGCCGCCGGGCACGCUCUGCGUCGGCGACGUCCUCGCGCUCGAGCGGCGCCUGCACGCGCUCGGCGCGCGCGGCCGCGGCGCCGCGCCGGACGUGAGAGACGCGCCGCGGCCCGGCGACCGCGCGGCGCGCGUGCGGGGCGCCGCGGCGCAGCACGUCGCCGCCUGCCUCGGCGAGACCUGGGCCGAGGACGCGAUCGGCGUCGUCGCGCCGCCCGACUCGGACGACGACGCCGAGCGGCCGCGGCGGGCGGCGCAGACCCCGGCGUCCGAGGCGGCGGCCCUCGCGCGCGCCGUGGAGCGGCUCGCGGCGGCCAACGCGGCCCUGGUGGCCGAGCGCGACGACCUGCGGCGCGACAACGCGGAGUCGCGGGCCAUCAAGGCGGAGAUGGUCGCGUUCAAGGCGCUUUUCCAGCAAAAGUUCGACGCUUUGCGCGACCGCCUCGAGGCCUUCCGCCGCGACUACCCGUCGCCGGCGAACCCGGCGAACGCGACGCGGCCGGGCGACCCGGACCCGCCCAAGUCCGCCGUGGACCUCGAGGCGGAGAACCGCCAAUUGCGCGCGCGCCUCGGCGCGGAGCGCGACGCGGGCCGGAAGAAGGACGCGAUCAUCUCGCGCUACGAGCACUGGUACCGCGCGCUCAAGGCCAGCGCCAACAGCAAGCGGCGCCCGAGCCUCACGAAGGAGUCCGCCGCGCUCUAG